Messenger RNA from Haliotis rufescens (red abalone), 1350 nucleotides. RefSeq lists its product as uncharacterized. The transcript has 2 exons. The record is from RefSeq and is a predicted model, not a curated record. Bases 18 to 929 code for a protein of 303 amino acids. NCBI's taxonomy places the organism in Eukaryota, Metazoa, Mollusca, Gastropoda, Lepetellida, Haliotidae.
UAGACCCGGCAGGAAGGAUGAACGCUAAAGGUCUGCCUGGAUUAGAAGUGUUAUUCCGGGAACAGACUCGACUGUCGAAGAAGCUGAGCGUGGAUGAGUUGGCGGCUGUUAGACGCUACAUAGAACAACGGGUGACAUUCGAAAACCAGAGUCUUCUGUUCAAACUCCGCCACCUCAAGUCCACACAGGAUCUCAGUGAGAGGGAAUAUGAGCGAUCCCUAACUACGCUGCAGCGAGAGUUGGAUAAAGAAAAAUGGAUUGCUCAAGAGUUUCAGCGAGAGUUUGGAAGUCUCGCGAGAGUUCUUCAACAACGAGAUGAAAGAUAUCGCAUGAAGAACGACACAUUGAUCUCUGAUUUGAAAAAGGCGAGACGUACUUUGUCUAGCGUCGAUGACAUGAAAGAAAGGAUGAAUAACGAAAUUAAACAGAAAGACUGUGUUAUUAAAGAGCAAGAACUGAAAAUGAAUCAGCUGAGGGAUAAUAACAGGAAACGGUAUGAGAUAGUGGAACUGAAAUAUUCCGAAGAGAGAGACAAAAUGAAUAAAGAAAUAUUGCGAUUGAAAUAUAUGUUAGAUGAGAAGAAUAAGGAAAUAACAAAUCUCAAAAUAGAUUUGUAUGAACGAAAGAUGGUGGAGAAAAACGUGCGGUUCAAGGACACUUAUUGUGACGCUGGCAUGUGCAAAGCACGUGCAGACCUAGACCAAUGUCGGACCCAGCUUGUCCACAAAUGUACAGAAAUAACGUCCCUGAACUUCCAGAUCGAGCAAGGCAAACAGAAGAUCCGCGAGCAGGCCAAGCUGCUGGACUAUCUCUCCCCCGUGUUGAGACAGAGAGACGAUGCCAGGAACAACCAUUGCUCCAACACACGGGCGAGGAGGCUGACGGCUUACACUCUCUCCAGCGUCAGGAAAUCAGGCUCUAGGAUUUGAUAGAGAGGUGGGACUUCAUGUACUCCCUCCAGUGUCAGAACAUCAGUGUCAUGGUGACAGAGAGGUGUGGCUUCGUGUACACCAGUCAUGAUGUGUGUACCGUUUUCACGGAAAGGAAAAUAUGAAGCUAGAAAGUUUCAAAGGUUUCCAAAGCGACAUGUAAAUAGACAUCUGCAGUUCGUUGAGGUGAGAUUUCGGCCGACUCACAAAGGUGAUGUGAUCAACCCGCGGCGGUGAUUUCAUGAUAUUAGCAUUGACAUGCAGAGCUGUUAUUAAACUCUUUACUCUAAAUAGUUUUCAAAGUUAAGGACUUUUGAAUUUUCGAUAUUUUAAAAAGAGAAUUGCAAUGGCUCAGUGUUGUUCCAUCAUCCCAUCUGUAUCAUGAGCAGUUUGCAUUAUUAUGUCGUGUUCGUUGAAAUAA